Messenger RNA from Schizosaccharomyces osmophilus, 1731 nucleotides. It is a transcript of the gene npl4, whose product is annotated as Hrd1 ubiquitin ligase complex subunit Npl4. Bases 1 to 1731 code for a protein of 576 amino acids. Gene Ontology annotation, cellular component: nucleus. Gene Ontology annotation, molecular function: ubiquitin binding; ubiquitin protein ligase binding. NCBI's taxonomy places the organism in Eukaryota, Fungi, Ascomycota, Schizosaccharomycetes, Schizosaccharomycetales, Schizosaccharomycetaceae. Gene Ontology annotation, biological process: ubiquitin-dependent protein catabolic process. The record is from RefSeq and is a predicted model, not a curated record. The transcript is spliced from 4 exons.
AUGAUUAUACGUUUUCGAAGUAGGAUGGGAAUGUCCCGUGCGGAAUUCCAACCUACAGACACCUUGCAAACGUUAAAGGACUACGUUUUGUUUAAUGUUUUAAAAAAUCAAUACACUGCUGAAAACGUUUCACUUUGCAAAGAUGAGUCAGACAUGGGUACACCUUGCUCUCAAGUCGACGAGAAAACCCUGCAGGCAGCAGGCCUAGUGCAUGGAAACAUGGUUUUUUUGCGACUUGGGUCUCCUAGAGAAUUACCAGCAUCAACUCCUGUUCCUCCUGGUAAAGAAGGUGUUGCUGAAGUUGAAGUCUCAAAAGACAACGCUCUGUCUGCUACAAACUCCAGUAAUGUUGCCUCGGCUCAUGUUGUUCAAGACAAUAUAGAUGAUGCUUUUGAAUUGCAAGAUGGUCUUAUUCCUCGAUCUACCUCAGCGUUUUGUCGACAUGGACCGAAAGGCAUGUGCGAUUAUUGCUCUCCUUUAGAACCGUAUGACGAAAAUUAUCAACGAGAAAACAAAAUUAAACACAUGUCAUUUCACGCUUAUUUGAGAAAGGUAAAUUCUAAUGUAAAUAAAUAUGCCAGUUCCCAGUCCUUCAUUCCUCCCCUGGAAGAGCCUUACUUCAAAGUUAAAGAAAAAUGUCCUUCUGGUCAUCCUCCUUGGCCUUUGGGUAUCUGCUCCAAGUGUCAACCCUCUACAAUCAUGAUGAACUUGCAACCUUUCCGAAUCGUUGAUCACGUUGAGUUUGCUUCUCCUUCUAUUGUCGAUUCUUUCUUGAACGCUUGGCGAAGAACUGGCUUCCAGAGAAUAGGAUAUACCUACGGGCAUUAUGAACCUUACACAACUGUGCCCUUAGGUACGAAAGCUGUCAUUGAGACAAUUUAUGAGCCUCCCCAAAUAUCUGAAGCGGACGGUGUUACUCUAGAAGAAUGGCCAGAAGAAGCUUUGGUGGAUCGUGUAGCGGCUGCAUGCGGACUUCGUCGAGUUGGUAUUAUUUAUACUGACUUGACUGAUGAUGGUAGUGCUACUGGAAAAGUCCUUUGCAAGCGUCACGCAGACUCUUACUUUUUAUCUUCUCUUGAAGUUUGCAACUCUGCACAUUUCCAAUCCAAAUUUCCUAAUCCAAGCAAAUGGUCUCAGACCGGAUUUUUUGGAUCCAAAUUUGUCACUUCUGUCAUUAGUGGGAAUUUCAACGGUGAAAUUGAAGUUACGUCUUACCAGGUAUCCAAUGUAGCUACUUCCCUAUUCAAGGCCGAUUUAAUUCAGCCUAGUAUUGAUCCAGAUCGCAUGCUAGUGAAACGAGAAGACAAAUCUCGCUAUGUGCCGGAUGUCCUUUAUCGAUACGUCGAUGAAUACAAAAAACAGGUCUCUAAAAAUGCAAAGCCUGCUUUUCCUGUUAGCUUUUUGCUCGUAACCUUAACAGAUGGAUUCCCAGAAGAACCUACUCCCAUGUUUGCCAAGCAUAAUACAGCAUUGCCGACAGUUAUAGAAACAGCUGAUGAGACUGGUCGUUUGAGACAGUUGGCAAAGCUUUUUGAUCAUGAUGCCGUAAAAGAUGGCAGCCUUUCUAACUUUCCCAUCAUUUUGUUAUUAGCCCAGUUAUCCAUUUUAAAAGAGGAUGAUAUGGAAGCCUUUGCGAAAUAUGCGAUGUCUCCAACUGAAGAAAACGAGAAGAAUUUAAACACAAGAGAAAGCUACCAGACUUUAUUGGCUGUACUCUACAGCAGCCUUUAA